This is a messenger RNA of Vigna angularis (adzuki bean), 699 nucleotides long. RefSeq names its product dehydration-responsive element-binding protein 1F. Gene Ontology annotation, biological process: regulation of DNA-templated transcription. The record is from RefSeq and is a predicted model, not a curated record. The transcript has a single exon. The coding region runs from base 1 to 699 and encodes 232 amino acids. NCBI's taxonomy places the organism in Eukaryota, Viridiplantae, Streptophyta, Magnoliopsida, Fabales, Fabaceae. Gene Ontology annotation, molecular function: DNA-binding transcription factor activity; DNA binding.
AUGAACAAUGAUGACUACUCUUUCUCUUCAUCACCAUCAUCCACUUCUUCUCAAAGCCAACUUUGCAACCCGAAUUCUCCGUCGGAUAAUUCAUCAUUCCCCGCACAAAAACCAGAGUUGAGUUCUCACAAGAGGAAAGCUGGGAGAAAGAAGUUUCGAGAAACACGGCAUCCGGUGUAUAGAGGAGUUCGUCAGAGAAACGGUAACAGAUGGGUGUGUGAAGUUCGUGAACCCAACACGAAAUCAAGGAUAUGGCUCGGAACAUACUCCGCACCAGAAAUGGCAGCUAGGGCACAUGACGUGGCUGCCCUAGCACUUAAGGGCACCUCUGCAGCAUUCAAUUUCCCUGAUUCGGUUUCUCUUCUUCCAGUUGCAAAGUCAUCUUCAGCUGCAGAUAUUAGAGCGGCUGCAGCACAAGUUUCCGAGGUUUUUUUACCGGCCAACCCUUCUUCGUCCUUUACAAGGGUUGAAAUAGAAACUAACCCUUGUUCGGUGGAGGGUGUUGUUGAUUUUGCCAAGACUGUGACUAAUGUUGAGGAGUCCAACGAAUCAGUGUUUUUCGACGAAGAGGCAGUUUAUAACAUGCCAGGUUUGUUAGAUAGCAUGGCUGAGGGUCUUCUCAUUACUCCACCUUCUAUGAAGAGAUUUGAUUGGGACGAGGUUGAUUGUGAAACAGACCUCACUCUCUGGACAUAUUAA